Messenger RNA from Syngnathus acus (greater pipefish), 7462 nucleotides. It is a transcript of the gene dock10, whose product is annotated as dedicator of cytokinesis 10. Lineage: Eukaryota; Metazoa; Chordata; Actinopteri; Syngnathiformes; Syngnathidae. The transcript is spliced from 58 exons. Bases 292 to 6909 code for a protein of 2205 amino acids. The record is from RefSeq and is a predicted model, not a curated record. Gene Ontology annotation, molecular function: guanyl-nucleotide exchange factor activity. Gene Ontology annotation, biological process: positive regulation of GTPase activity; regulation of cell migration; small GTPase-mediated signal transduction.
AGAGAGAGAGAGGGGAAGAUAGGGAGGGACGACGCCAAGGCUGGCUGUGUGUAUUCUCACUCAUAGCCACGGGAAGAACCGGAAUCCGGAGCAGGGGGGUGGCGGAAGCUUGUAAAGGGAAAGGUUGCAGGCGGCUUAGUCGGGGAUGGAGCCUCCGCUACUUGACAGGCUUUGAACGCAAAGGCUCAGCACCACUGGCUGGACCAGCGGCUGCUUUUGGACUUGAUCGGGACAAGACACGGCAACAGGUGACACUUGCCCAUCACUUGGUGUCAGCAUCGAGGGGUUAUUAUGGGCUGCUCUGCCAGUGUGGUCCUACUUCUACGCUCAGUGGGUGGGGCAGACUGCGGUUACAUGUGUACUCGGCUGGACCAAGCGUCAAUGGAUGCUGCUGCAACACCCACCCUGGAAGGCUACACAACUGCCAGCUCACCUCUGACCAUCAUUGUCAUGCAAGAGAAGCCCAAGCUGAUUGAUCCGCUCGACUACGAGGCCGUCAUCUCGGAAGUGGGAGCGGAGCUCAAGCAAGACCCUCUUAGAGAGCUACUGCUGUUUCCUGACAAUGAUUUCACAGUAUCCACAGUGCCCCAAGAGAGACGCACUCUCAGGUCAGCUGUUCCUGAAGGCGCAGAGCUUCAGGCUGAAUGUCUGCUGGUCAGACAGGCCUGCAAGUAUUACAACUCGGAUCUGAAUGUGGUCCAGUUCAAGUAUGAUGACUACGCUGGAGACUACCGCCUGCUGCCAAGGAAAUUAUACAAAGCUGAGAAGCUGCCAUCCCAUUCUUUUGAGAUUGACUAUGAAGACGUGGACAAAGAUGAGGACACCACUUCCCUGUCCUCGUCCAAAGGAGGAGGUGGAGGAGGAGGGGGAGGGAUCGGUGUGUUUCGCUCGGGUUGGCUCUACAAGGGCAACUUUAACAGCACCGUCAACAAUAGCAUCACUGUCCGGUCCUUCAAGCGAAGAUAUUUUCAACUGACCCAGCUGACAGACAACUCCUACAUCAUGAACUUCUACAAAGACGAGAAGAUCUCCAAGGAACCCAAAGGCUGCAUAUUCCUCGAUUCGUGUACCGGUGUUGUGCAGAAUAAUCGUUUGAGGAAGCACGCCUUUGAGCUGAAGAUGAACGAGGUCACAUACUUCGUGCUGGCCGCGGAGAGUGAGCAGGACAUGGAAGAGUGGAUCAGCACCUUGACUCGCAUCUUGCAGAUCACGCCGCACGACGGGCCGGCUCCGGACCGUAAAAGUCUGGACCUGUCCGACCAUCGCCAGGAUGUGUUUGACAUGUCGCUGAGCGAUGGUUGUUUGCCUGAGAACGAAGAUACGACGGAAAAUGGCAUCAAUCCCGAGCUAGCUAAGUACGUCUCAGAGACAGAUGAGGGAAUUCGUUGCGCCCGGAGGGAGGAGAGGUUGAAUCUCUUCUCGCUUGACCCUGACACUCCUGUCCUGAGGAGCCCGCGGGCGGAGCAUUCAUCGAGCGACAACUCCACCGUGCGUCCUUUUGAGGAGAAACUAGGCAGAAGGUUCAUGGUGACGUGUCGAUCGCUGAACUUCAUGCUGCAGGGCUGCAUCAAUGAGAAUGAAACUGGCCCUGUCACCAACAUCGAGCCGUUCUUCGUGUCGUUAACACUGUUGGACAUCCGAGACGGCAGGAAGGUUUCUGCUGACUUCCACGUGGACCUCAACCACGAGGCAGUGCGUCAGAUGUUCGGAGGAAGUGCUUCUGGAGCUCAGGAGAACGGCGUGUGCGCUCCCGGGGAGAAGAAGGCGGGAGAAUGUCAUCUAAGCUUGGACCUGGAAAACUGGCUGUGCUUUCCCAAACAGGCAAUAUUCUCGGUGACCAACCCUCACACGGAUAUCGUGAUGGUGGCCAGAGUAGAGAAGGUGCUGAUGGGAAAUAUUGCUUGCGGGACUGAGCCGUACAUCAAAAACACAGACUCCAGCAAGAUUGUCCAGAAGAUUUUAAAAUCCAACAAGCAGUUCUGUGGGAAAUUAGGAAAGUACCGAAUGCCAUUUGCUUGGUCCGUCAGGUCACUUUUCAAGGACAACCAGGGGGCACUCGACAGAGAAUCUCGUUUCUCACCGCUCUUCAAACAGGAGAGUAACAAAAUUUCCACAGAAGACCUGAUAAAGCUAGUGUCAGAAUACAGAAGGGCCGAGAAGACCAGCAAGCUGCAGACCAUUCCCGGGACUCUGGACAUCACAGUGGACUAUGUUCCUUUGGAGCUUCCAAACUGCGUGACGUCCUCCUACAUCCCCGUCAAGCCCUUUGAGGAUCUCAGCAAACAGCAACCCACGGUCGAGGUGGAGGAGUUCAUCCAGGACACCACCAAGUUUGCUCAGCCGUACCGUGUCUACAAGAACCACAUCUACGUUUACCCCAAGCAUCUCAAAUAUGACAGCCAGAAGAGCUUCGCCAAGGCUCGUAAUCUUGCCGUCUAUGUGGAGUUCCGCAGUUCGGACGAGGAACCGGCCAAACCUUUAAAGUGCAUUUACGGCAAGCCGGGGGGUCCGGUGUUCACCACAUCAGCCUGUUCCACUGUACUGCAUCACUCUCAAAAUCCUGACUUUUACGAUGAGGUGAAGAUUGAACUCCCCACCCAACUCCACGAAAAGCACCAUUUGCUUUUCUCAUUUUACCAUGUCACAUGUGACAUCAACGCUAAGACCAACGCUAAGAGGAAAGAAGCCCUGGAGACCCCCGUGGGCUACUCUUGGCUGCCUCUCCUCAAAGAAGGUCGUCUGUCAUCUCAGGAGUUCAACAUCUCGGUCUCCAGUAACCUGCCUCCUGGUUACUUAGCCAUCAAAGAGGCCAACAACACCAAGAAUGGAGCUGAUGUAAAAUGGGUUGAUGGGGCAAAGGCCAUCUUCAAAGUCUCAACUAAUGUCGUGUCAACUGUGUACACUCAGGACCCCCACCUGAACCGCUUCUUCCAGCAGUGCCAGAAAAGAGAGCUGGACCUCUCGCUACCUCCUACCUCCAACUUCCUCAACUGCCUGAAGGGUCUCCUCAGCAUGGAGAGAAUCCCAGUGAUCAUCAGAUUUCUGCCAGUGCUUUUCAACCAGCUCUUCAAGGUCCUGACCCAGAAUGACAAUGAUGAGGUCACUACUGCCACCGCCAGAGUGCUGGUUCACAUUGUUUCCAAGUGCCACGAGGAAAACCUUGAUCACUAUCUCCACUCGUAUAUUAAGUACGUGUUCAAAUCAGAAGCCCACGGCUUCAGGACAGUGCAUGAGGAGUUGGCGAAAGGCAUGACCUUUGACCUGCAGAGCAACGAGCAAGCAGCGGUUAAGAAUGUCUUGAAGUUCUCUUGGUUCUUCUUUGAACUCAUCGUCAAGUCCAUGGCCCAACAUUUGGUUGAUGGAGAUAAAGUAAAGCUGCCCAGGCCGCAGCGUUUCCCGUCAUCCUAUCAGAGCCGUGUGGAGACUCUGGUGGAAAAGGUGUCAGAACAUAUCUUCUGGAAGUACAAAGACCUGGCGGAGGAGUCGCGCAGCGCCAACUCGGCGGUGGCGGCUUUCGUUAAGCGUUGCUUCACUCUGAUGGACCGAGGUUUCACCUUCAAAUUAAUCAGCAACUACAUCAACAUGAUCACUGCAACUGACAGCAAGGUGUUGUGCGAGUUGAAAUUUGAGUUUCUGAGAGAAGUGUGCAACCACGAGCACUACAUCCCCCUCAGCCUGCCCCUGCCCUCCGCUCGCAUCACAGACCAUGCAUCCCCAGAGCCACAAAGUACUCAUGCCUCGGUGCCAGAGUACAACUUGACCGGAGAGUUCUGCAGGAAGCACUUUCUCACGGGCCUGUUAUUACGAGAACUGGGACUGGCCUUGCAGGACGAGCAGGACCUCAGGCACCUGGCUUUGGCCACUCUCAAGACCCUCAUGGCCAAACACUCUCUGGAUGCCCGCUAUGCCACCAAGGAGAAGCAGGCAAGAAUCGCAUCACUUUACCUGCCUCUGUAUGGUCUGAUUCUGGACAACAUGCCUCGCUUCUUCCUCAGGGACCUUUUCCCCAUUUAUUUGACCUCCAGCGAUCAGGGCUCUCGAGACGACCUGAGCGUCGGCGGAGGCGUGGCCGGUGGCACGCUCCCCGUUACUUGCCACGGCAACUCGGUGGAUGUUUCCUUCUCGAAAGAGGUGCUCAACUCCAUUACAGCUUUGUCGGCACUGACAGUUGCUCCGGGCAACCAGGCCGACUCUCGGGGCUCCCUGAUCAGUGUAGACUCCAACCCAAGCAACAGUGACAGGAACAGUGAGAAGAUGGAUGCAUGUGAGAAGUUUGCUCGUCCCCAGUCGCUCAUCGGCUACGGCUCUCGCUGCGACAAACUGGACCAGGCCGAGACUCGCAGCCUUCUCAUGUGCUUCCUACACAUCAUGAAAACUAUCUCUGAAGAUGUGCUGGUUUCCUACUGGCACCGGGCCAUCCACCAGGAGAUCUCAGACUUCUUUAAAAUAUUAGAGCUCUGUCUGCAGCACUUCAGGUUCAUGGGCAAACGCCACAUCGCCAGGAAGCUAGCAGCGGCGCUAAAGCUGGCCCAGUCCACCCACGCCAAUGGCACCCUGAAGGUCCCUAACCAUCCCUCCCAGCCCUCAAGCCUCCUCCCACAAUGGAUGGCUUCAUCCGGAGGGGACGGUCACCGACAGGCACGUUCCCAAACCAUGCCCAUCAUCCGGGGCAAGAACGCCCUCACCAACCCCAAACUGCUGCAGAUGAUGGAGAGCGAUGGGACGAUCCAGGAUGGGGACAAUCUGAGUCCUACUGAUGUUGAGGCUAAUUUGUCUACUGAGGUGGCGCUCACUGUGCUUGAUGUUCUUGAGCUCUUUGUGCAUCAUCACAAGAAGCAGCUGCUAUUGGAUGAUGGACAAAAUGCACUGAUGAAGAAGGUGCUGGACACCUACUUGCUCUUCUUUCAAAUCAACCAAUCCACUGCCACCCUUCGCCACAUCUUUGCUGCGCUCAGGCUCUUUGUCCAAAAGUUCCCCAGCGCGUUCUUCCAAGGCAAGGCGGACCUCUGCGGCUGCCUUUGCUACGAGAUCCUCAAAUGCUGCAACCAUCGAUCCAGCUCCACCCAGACGGAGGCGGCGGCGCUGCUCUAUUUCGUCAUGAGAAAGAACUUUGAGUUUACGAAGGGAAAGUCGAUAGUGCGCUCUCAUCUUCAGGUGAUCAAGGCAGUGAGUCAGUUGAUCGCCGAUGCUGGCAUUGGAGGCUCGAGAUUUCAGCAGUCGCUGGCUAUUGUAAAUAACUUUGCAAAUGGAGAUGCUCCACUCAAGAAUUCCCCCUUCCCGGCCGAGGUCAAAGACCUGACCAAACGGGUCAGGACGGUGCUGAUGGCCACGGCGCAGAUGAAGGAGCACGAGAAGGACCCGGAGAUGUUGGUGGACCUUCAAUACAGCUUAGCCAACUCGUACGCCAGCACGCCCGAGCUGCGACGCACCUGGUUGGAGAGCAUGGCCAAGGUCCACGUCCGCAACGGGGAUCUCUCCGAGGCCGCCAUGUGCUACAUCCACAUUUCUGCUCUGAUUGCCGAGUCGCUAAAGAGGAGGGGCUACUGGAGAGCAGACAAGGCCCGGAUAUCCAGCGUGUCCCCCGAAGAAAGUCCCGUCUUUAAAUGUAGAUCCUUACUAACCACCUCCCGAGACCAAGACCCAUCGUUUUCUCUGGGCUGGGCGGCCUUCAUGUGCAUCAGCCCUAACGUCAAAGAGGAAGGAGCCAUGAAGGAAGACACGGGUACACAAGACACUCCAUAUACCGAGGACACCUUGGUGGAGCAGCUGGAGUUGUGCGUGGACUAUCUGUGGAAGUCGGAGAGACACGAACUCAUCGCCGACAUCAACAAACCAGUUAUUGUUGUUUUUGAGAAGAGGAGAGACUUCAAGAGACUGUCAGAGCUUUACUACGACAUCCAUCGCUCUUACCUGAAGGUGACGGAGGUGGUGAACUCUGAGAAACGGCUAUUCGGACGCUACUAUCGUGUCGCUUUCUAUGGCCAGAUUGCGGGUUUCUUUGAGGAGGAGGAGAGCAAGGAGUUCAUCUACAAGGAACCGAAGCUGACGGGACUGUCCGAGAUCUCCCAGAGAUUGCUUAAACUCUACUCAGACAAAUUUGGUGCUGAUAACGUCAAAAUGAUCCAAGAUUCCAAUAAGGUCAACCCCAAAGACCUGGAUCCAAAGUUCGCGUACAUCCAGGUGACGUACGUGCUGCCUUACUUUGACGAGAAGGAACAGCAGGACAAAAGGACGGACUUUGAGAGGCAUCACAACAUCAACCGCUUUGUUUUUGAAACGCCUUUCACGCUCUCUGGGAAGAAGCACGGCGACGUGGAGGAGCAGUGCAAGAGGCGCACCAUUUUAACGACGAGUUCCAGUUUCCCGUACUUGAAAAAGCGCAUCCAGGUGGUGGAGCAGCAAAGCACGGAGAUGAACCCCAUCGAAGUGGCCAUCGACGAAAUGUCCCGCAAAGUCUCCGAGCUCAACCAGCUGUGCAACAUGGAAGAGGUGGACAUGAUCCGACUGCAGCUCAAACUGCAGGGGAGCGUCAGUGCCAAAGUCAACGCGGGGCCGAUGGCUUAUGCCAGGGCCUUUUUAGAGGAGAAGAAUGCCAAGAAGUAUCCAGAUAACCAGGUGAAACUACUGAAGGAGAUUUUCAGGCAGUUUGCCGAAGCGUGCGGCCAGGCGUUGGAUGUGAACGAGCGUCUGAUCAAGGAAGACCAACUCGAGUACCAGGAGGAGAUGAGAGCUCACUACAGGGACAUGCUGAGCGAACUGUGCGCCAUCAUGAACGAACAGCUGCAAAAACGUGUUCUCGCCUCCAGCGCCAACUCUCUCUCUAACAGCUCUCUUUCCACUCUGUCUAAGACCGAUUCCUCACUCAAGGCAGCCAGGAACGGAGCGCCACAGCGGCUUCUGAACGGCUGAUCGGGAAUCCAUGCUCCCUUUUGGUUCUUUGUGAGGGCAGCAAUUGAUAGUAGAAGAAGAAAAGGAAGAAGAAGUGUGUAGAGACUGUGCUCGUGCUAGUCUGUUGUCCUGUCGUUGAACGUCGCAUUAGCUGAUGCAUCGGUAGGUUCUGUUUAUUUUUGGUUCUCCAGAGACGGCCCUGAAAAACUGGCAAGCAAAAAAAAAAAAAGUUACUUAAACACACGCACACACAUGCGCCUUCUCUCCACAGCCUUGCCCUUUAUUUUCAGUGACCUUACCGAGCCGUAGGUGCAUUCAGCUUCUCUUUGUGUUCUAUUUUUGAUGUUUUAAGAAGAAAAUUUGAAUUGCCCCCGGCCCCCAAAAAUAAGAAAAUAUUUGAAGCUAAUGCGAAGAAACCAAAUGUGUUAUUUUCUCAAGCGUGUCAAGAGCUGAAUGCCCGUCCGCUCGGUGUUUGAAUGUAGAGCAGCUCCACAGUGCUAAUUUGUAUCCUCGCUAACAUUUCCCCCCCAAAAAAUCAGCACGCCCAUUUUCAAGUCGAACCGGGAAAAAAAAA